AUAUAUUCAUAAAUGCGGGCGGGCGGGCCCUCGGAUUCGAAACUGAGCGCCUCCUCCCCCACACUUUACACGCUCUUGCCAUUCCCGCUGUUUCAAAGCUUCCACAACAAAGCCCUCCUCUUUUCCAAUUUUUUUUCUGUUCAAACGCCGUUUGAUUGAUAAUCUGCUUCUGCAGUUUGCCGGUUAUGUCUACCGCCGGCGAAAACGUGGAUCUUAACCUGAAUCUCAACUUGUCAUUAGCUCCACUUCAUCUAAUGUCUCAAAUUUGCUCAGAAUCUCGUCCCGUAGCUCGCAAUCUGUUUGCCUCGUCUACAUUCGUUUCUGCUCCGAACAAUGGAACUGAAAAGUCUAAGGAUGAUAAUUGUGGAUAUGGAGCUUGUAAGAGGACUGUUGCAGCCAAUCAUUCUACCCUUGGACAAGCUGCUCGUGCACGUACUAAAAAAUCCAGUAAAGGAAAGGCUUCUAGAGAUGCCAUAUCAGCUGCUACAGGAAUAAAUGCAGAUCUGCUUGAUAACCUGAAUUUAGGUGGCAGUUAUCGGUUUGACAACUCUUUGGGCUUGUUGACAAAGAAAUUCAUUAGUUUGCUUCAGGAGGCCGAAGAUGGAUCCCUCGAUUUGAACCAUUCUGCAGAUGUUUUGAAGGUGGCAAAGAGGAGAAUUUAUGACAUCACGAAUGUCCUUGAGGGAAUUGGAUUAAUUGAGAAAACUACAAAGAGUCGUAUAUGUUGGAAAGGGUUUCCGUCAACCAGAUCACGAGGGCUGCGUGAUCAAGUGUCUAGAUUGAAGGGAGAGAUUGAAUAUCUAAAUGCAGAGGAUUGGCGACUUGAUAACUGCAUAAGGGAAAAACUAGAGCAAAUAAGGACCCUAGAAUCUGAUGUGAAUUGUCAAAAGAGCCUCCUUCUGACGGAGGAAGAUAUCAUGAGCUUGCCUCAUUUCAGGGACAAAACUGUUAUUGCUAUAAAAGCUCCAGAUGCUAGUCUUAUUGAAGUUCCUGAUCCAUGUGAGGAUCUCGAUUUCCCAGAGAAGCAGUAUAGGCUUGUUCUUAGAAGCACAACAGGGCCGAUAGAUUUGUUUCUCUUGAGCAAACAAGGUUGGAAACAUGAGGACAUAACCAUCAAACACACAAAACCAUUGGAUGCAUUGACUGCUGAUGAAAAGAUGGAUGAUGCUUACUUAUCCUCAGUACCUCCUUGCUCUUUAGAUUCAACUACCUCAAAGCUCUCAGGUGUUCACAAAAUAGUACCUUCUCAUGCCAGUAUAGAUGAUGAUUACUGGUUGCGCUCAGAUCAGGAGGUCAGCGCUACUGAUCUAUGGGGCAUUUGAACAUUCUUAAAAAUGGAGUGGCCUGGUUAAAGCAUUGAACUCCAGAUACGGAUGCAAGAAGAUACACAGAAAUAAGGCUUCUAACUGACCUGUAAAUAUCUAAACAAAGCUUUACGUACUAUCAGUAAGCGGUUUAGGACAGCAGAUAACCUAUGAAAUAGCGUUAAUUAUUUAUUGGGCCUCUAGCCAGAUUAUAGUAUGAAAUAACCGGGUUUCAGGGAGACCCUGCAACUUCGGCGUAUAAUUAUGCUGAUUCUUAUAUCAAUAUGCUUCACAGGAAUACAAGUCUUAAGAUUACCCAUAGUUGGGAUUAGGCUUGGAUAUAUGACUUCAAAGAACAAGUUUGUUUGGCAGUUGUGUAAUUGUCGCCUGCCGGCAGCUUAUGGGAAACUUCAAAUGAUUCUGGAUAAUAUUGAAGUUAACUGUAAUAUUUAUAGUACAAUUUUUGGAACUUAAAUA
This is a messenger RNA of Nicotiana tabacum (common tobacco), 1781 nucleotides long. Lineage: Eukaryota; Viridiplantae; Streptophyta; Magnoliopsida; Solanales; Solanaceae. The record is from RefSeq and is a predicted model, not a curated record.